Molecule: messenger RNA, 1726 nt
Organism: Salvelinus sp. IW2-2015
Lineage: Eukaryota; Metazoa; Chordata; Actinopteri; Salmoniformes; Salmonidae
Product: mitochondrial coenzyme A transporter SLC25A42
Biological process (GO): transmembrane transport
Cellular component (GO): mitochondrial inner membrane
Source: RefSeq, a predicted model, not a curated record
AAACAGACAGAGAAAUGUGGCGACGGAUCUCGGAAGACGACAGAGGAGUUGAACACAAUGUGAAACAUUGCUGAAGAUUGUUCAAGAUUGGCCGGAUUUGCAACAAACACACGUACAGUAAUCAAGAUUAAGGGCGAGGAAUUCGUAUGCGCAUUCAUUUGCACUUCUUUAUUUUUAGCCCAAGUGGUGUGCUGCUAAAGUGUGGAUUGUCUGGUGUUGACUGACUGUCAUAGAUACUGGGCGUCGUCAAGGGCACACAUGGCCCAUACAGUGCAGGACCACCAGAUGGCACAGCCCCAGGCAGCAGUGUUGUCUCUCCCUCCCUCUGGCCAGGCUAAAAGAUGGACAGUGUUGGACUCCCUGCUAUGUGGAGCAUUGGCAGGAGCUGUGGCCAAAACAGUUAUAGCUCCUCUGGACAGAACCAAGAUCAUCUUCCAAGUGUCUUCACAAAGAUUCUCUGCUAAGGAAGCCUUCAGACUCCUCUACUGUACAUACAUGAAAGAUGGCUUCCUCAGUCUGUGGAGGGGCAACUCUGCCACCAUGGUGCGGGUCAUCCCCUACGCUGCCAUCCAGUUCUGCUCCCACGACCAGUACAAGAGAAUCCUGGGGGAAUCCUAUGGCUUCCAGGGAAAAGCCCUUACUCCUUUUCCACGUUUCCUGGCAGGGUCGUUGGCUGGCACCACAGCUGCCAUGCUCACCUACCCCCUGGACAUGGUGCGGGCCAGGAUGGCAGUGACACCCAGACAAAUGUACAGCAACAUUAUGCACGUGUUUGUACGCAUUACACAGGAGGAGGGCAUUAAGACCCUGUACAGAGGCUUCUGCCCGACCAUCCUGGGAGUGAUCCCAUACUCAGGAAUCACCUUCUUCACAUAUGAGACCCUCAAGAAACUACAUGCAGAGAGGACUAGGCGGUCCCAGCCGUACUCCUACGAGCGUCUGGCAUUUGGCGCGUGUGCUGGCCUGAUCGGCCAGUCGGCCUCUUACCCGCUGGACGUGGUUCGCCGACGCAUGCAGACGGCAGGGGUGACGGGCCAACAGUACGGCAGCGUCCUGAACACCAUGAAAUCGAUCGUGGUGCAGGAGGGUGUGGUGCGUGGACUCUACAAGGGCCUCAGUAUGAACUGGAUCAAAGGGCCUAUUGCUGUGGGGGUCAGCUUCACCACCUUUGACCUCAUGCACAACCUCCUGCACAAGAUGCACCAGUUGGGAUACUUCACACACUGAGCCAGCAGAGGGAGCCAGAGGAAAGGUUCACUGUUGGGACUAGAGUUGUCGUCCGUCGGUCACAGACACAAUAUGGAUCCUCUGCAAGUCAGAUAGGGAUUGAAAGGGAAGGGUGGAUACUGGACAGACAGAAGGAGGCAGAAGCUGUCAGUUUAUUUAAGCGCACAUCCUCUGACACACAUUAAGCACACACAGCCAGACCACCCACUCUUGCUGUUGAUGGAUGGGAUGUCUGUACUAAGGCUAAAAUAAGUGUCCUCAAACAGGGUAGAUGUGUGCAUGAGUUUGCAGUAUGAGAAUGUGAAUGAUUUUACAUUUCCAGUCCUGAUAUUUGUUUGAGAUUGUGGUAUUAUCUCUGGUAAGGGCACUUAAUGUGGCUGGAGAUAUUCAGAGGCGAAGAACUUUACAAUCGGUUCAUUUUAGUAUGGAAUUUGAUCAACUAUGCUCACAAUGUUUUCUGUUGCUUUAAACUGAAGAUUCACUUAUAUUUUCAAACAUG